This is a messenger RNA of Ziziphus jujuba (common jujube), 1856 nucleotides long. RefSeq names its product transcription factor UNE12. The transcript has 7 exons. Gene Ontology annotation, molecular function: RNA polymerase II cis-regulatory region sequence-specific DNA binding; protein dimerization activity; DNA-binding transcription factor activity, RNA polymerase II-specific. Gene Ontology annotation, cellular component: nucleus. The coding region runs from base 526 to 1581 and encodes 351 amino acids. NCBI's taxonomy places the organism in Eukaryota, Viridiplantae, Streptophyta, Magnoliopsida, Rosales, Rhamnaceae. Gene Ontology annotation, biological process: regulation of transcription by RNA polymerase II. The record is from RefSeq and is a predicted model, not a curated record.
AAACCACACAAUCUCUCUCGCUCUCUCUCUCUCUCAUAAAAAUCCUCCGCCUUUUUUUCUUCCUCCAUUCCUCUCACUCUUUAAAGCCUCUCGUUUUGGUUUUUAAACAAAUACUUUCAAACCACACGCACUCAUACUAUACUGUAACCAGUUCAACUCUCUCUCUUCCUCGUCCUAUAAGGACUUCUUAUUGUUGGAAUCUCCCAAUCUCCAAUUCCAUCUCCGGGUUAUCGGGCUCCGGAUCUGCCACCCAUUUCACCAACACUUUUCCCUCCUUGGGCUUCCCAAAACCCACUUCUCAAAUUCUCUUACACAACCCAAAAAAACACAUAAAAAAAUAUAAAAAAAGAAGCAAAAUGCUUGCUAUAAAAUAAAAGCCCCCACUAUCCCAUAUAGUCUUUCAGCAAGGCCCUUCCCUUUAAAGAACCUUUCCCUAACGUAAGCUUCUCUCUCAGUUUUUGGCAAAUUCUGUUGCUUUACAUAUACAAAAUACACUAAACUUUGCCAACUUCUCGAGUGAAUAUUAUGGCGGGCAAUCCGCCUGAGGGUCUGGGUGAUGAUUUCUUGGAGCAGAUCUUGGCUGUGCCGCAAACCUAUACUGGUGGUGGUGGUGGUACAGAUGGAACUGGGUACGGAGGAGGAGGAGGAGGUGGUGAAGUGGGUUCUCUGCCCAUGGUUCUACAGUUGGGUUCCGGUGGUGGAAAUGGGUCGGGUGGGUCCGGCAGUGGCGGUGGUGGUGGUGGUGGUGGUGGGUUUAGAGGGGUAGGGAUGGGGAUGGGUUUGCCUCUUGGGUUGAAUUUGGAACAGGGGUUUCUGAGACAGGACCGGUUCAGAGAAGACGUUGAUGGGAAUACCAAUAACAAUACCAAUAUUAACAAUGUUUCUUCCUCUGCUGCUGCCACUUCUGGAAUCAAUGAGAGAGAUUCUGUGCAUAUGACGAGUUUGUUUCCAGCGUUUGGACAUUUGCAAAACCAGUCACUCCGGCCAACACCACCACCACCUCCACCUCAACUUCACCAGCAGUUUCAUAGUCAAUCCACGGCUGGGCCAGUUGCUACUGUACCACAUCCACCUACAAUCCGCCCAAGGGUACGGGCAAGAAGAGGGCAAGCAACAGAUCCCCAUAGCAUUGCUGAGCGGUUGCGUCGGGAAAGAAUUGCAGAAAGAAUGAAGGCUUUGCAGGAAUUGGUUCCCAGUUGUAAUAAGACAGAUAGGGCAGCUAUGCUUGAUGAAAUCGUGGAUUAUGUGAAGUUUCUAAGGCUACAAGUGAAGGUUUUGAGCAUGAGUAGACUGGGUGGAGCAGGAGCAGUGGCUCAACUUGUAGCUGAUGUUCCCUUAUCAUCAGUGGAGGGAGAGGGCAUGGAAAGUGGUAACAAUCAAGCAGCUUGGGAGAAGUGGUCAAGUGAUGGCACAGAACAGCAAGUAGCAAAGUUGAUGGAAGAAGAUGUAGGAGCCGCCAUGCAGUUCCUCCAGUCCAAGGCACUCUGCAUCAUGCCCAUAUCGCUUGCUUCUGCAAUUUUCCGAACACACCAACCUGAUGCAUCAACACUAGUUAAGCCUGAAUCAAACACCUCUUCAUAGAUCCCAAUAGAUAAUCUAAAUCCAGUUGCUGACCGGCGACUUCUAAUAGUUCAGAGUUUCCAAUCCUGUAACAGAGGCCACCAUGGCCUCUGCCUGGCGCCUGUAAAAUGGAAGCCUCCUCCCCACCAAAAGAAAAAAAAAAAAAAAAAUGUCGUACUUUUUCUUAAAAUAUAUUUUUGUUCCAAAAUUGUAUUUAUUAUAUGAAACAAGUUUUGUGUUUUCUGAAAACAUAAAACUUCUAUUAGCAUCUUCAAUAUGCUUCUUUUUAUUUUUUA